Molecule: messenger RNA, 1779 nt
Organism: Cladophialophora psammophila CBS 110553
Lineage: Eukaryota; Fungi; Ascomycota; Eurotiomycetes; Chaetothyriales; Herpotrichiellaceae
Exons: 4
Coding region: 1-1779 (592 amino acids)
Biological process (GO): transmembrane transport
Cellular component (GO): membrane
Molecular function (GO): transmembrane transporter activity
Source: RefSeq, a predicted model, not a curated record
AUGCAGGAAACAGCUGAGCACAAGGCUGUCAUGGAGGGUGAGAUUGAGGUUGCCCACAGUGAGGGCCGCGACCUUCCAACAAAGGGAUAUGAAGAUCCUCACAAAGCUGCGCUCGAGGAUAAUCCUGAGCACGCUGAGAAGCUCAGUCUCUCUGUCAUUCUUUCAGCUCUUUUCUUGGGAACCUCUUUCACAGGACCUAUCAUCUUCGGCUUCAUUCUCGCUACCCCUAUCUUGGUACAAUUGAGUCAGAAACUGGGCGGUGACACCAUCGACUUUUGGAUACCUUCCGGCUGGGGUGCAGCCGCUGCUGUUGGCUUUUCGGUUGCAGGAAGACUGUCAGAUAUCUUCGGUCGUCGAUAUGUUAUUCUUGUUGGACAGCUUCUCACAGUCAUUGGUGGCGCUGUUGCGUGCAGCGCACAGACUAUGAAUCAACUCAUUGCCGGCGAAGUCAUCCUCGGAGGUUCCAUUGGAACAGUCUCGGUCGCCUACGCAGGUAUCUCUGAAAUCCUGCCCAACAAAUACCGUGGUGUUGGCCUCGCCUGGACAGAACUCAACCUUGCAAGUUGGGCCAUCGCGGGUACGCUUCUUGCCAAUGCUCUUCUUUCCCACGCCAGCUGGCGGGUGAUGUUCUACAUUGCCAUGGGAUACGGAGGUUUCUCACUCGUUGGAACAUUCGUUGUGUAUUUUCCGCCCAGUCACCCACGUCCUGAUGGCUUGACCAAGUGGCAAGAAUUCAAGCAGCUCGACUUCAUCGGCACCGCCCUUUUUGUCUCUGGCCUUGCUGUCUUCCUGUACGGCUUGAACUCCGGUGGAAACACUUAUCCUUGGUCUGCUGCGGGGACUCUGGCUCCUUUGAUCCUCGGACUGUUCGUGUUUCUGGGAUCUUUCGUGUACGACUUCACCCUCGCCAAGGAUCCUCUGUUCCCGUGGUACUUGUUCAAGAGCUUCCGGUCAUUCUCGUCACUGCUCAUGCUCGUCUUCGUGGCGGGCAUGGUGUUCUUUGCGGCCUCUGCGCUCAACGCCCAAACAAUCCUCUUCCUCUAUACUGCCGAUCCAAUCAAGAUUGGUGUAUACUCUAUCCCUUCUGGUGCCGGUCAGCUCGUCGGAGGCGUCAUUAUUCCCGGCCUUGUACACUAUAUCAAGCACGUUCAUAUCCAACUCACCUUUUCCGUCUUCAUGCAGACCCUGUUUUUCGGACUGGCCGCACUCAUCACUCCCCACAACAUCAACUGGGUCAUGGCGGUGCAAUUCCUCGCCAUGCUUCCAUUCGGAUGGAUCACGCUAAACUGCUAUACAACGGCCUCGCUCCACGUGCCCCAACGUGACCUGGGAGUCGCUAUCGGGCUGAUUGGCACCUUCCGGUCUCUCGGUGGAGCGGUUGGUUCCGUCAUCUUCUCAUCCAUUUUCAAUCAGAUCUCGGCCAAGCAAGUCCCCAGCCGUAUCUCGGAGGUUGCUCUGGCAGCGAAUGUGUCGGCCAAGACUCUCCCAGCCUUGAUCGAAGCAGUCUCGCUGACGCUGGUUGGCGUGCCUGACCAGGCCGCAACUGUACCUAGCGUGUCGGCAACGGUGUUCUCCAAGUGUGUAGAGGCAGCCCGGCUUGGAUAUGCGUAUGGGUUCCGCAUCACUUGGCUGUCGUCAAUUCCUUUUGGUGUUGUCGCCAUGCUUUGCGCAGUGGCCGUUUAUGACCCUUCAAAGUAUUUCACCAACCAUGUCGAGGUUCACCUCGAGAAGGAGAUUGGUGGCCGACAUGCCAACCAGACGAAGGAGGUCGAAAAUUAA